Molecule: messenger RNA, 682 nt
Organism: Paramuricea clavata
Lineage: Eukaryota; Metazoa; Cnidaria; Anthozoa; Malacalcyonacea; Plexauridae
Source: the annotation of a GenBank genome assembly
AUGAGAAUCGAAAACAUGAAAAGAGAAAUAAAAACAAGAGAGGAAUUACAAAACCUGAUCUGAUACAAAGGCAACGCUUGCUAAAAGAGUACCAAAUGACAAAGUACCUUCCGCAGGAGAGGAAGAAAGAACUGGCAAGAGAAUUAAAUCUGUCGCAAGUUACCGUCAAAGUAAGUUCUCAACCUUAACAUAUCUCAAUGCAUUUAAAUCUAGAAGAAUAACCGACAAAAAGUAAAGAAACUUAUACUCUGCAUGCAUGGAUCUAUGAUUUAUUUCCGAAGUGGCUAUAGGUGCGGCAAUUUCCGAGGGAUAUUAAAGGAUAUUUUUAGGAUAUUAUUAUAGGGUUUAAUUAUUUUAGGGUUACGGUUAUAUUUGUAGAUCAAAUCAGCCGGACCUAUAUAGCAACGGCCAUUUAAUUUCCCAGCGGUUAAAUAUAUCAUCUUUUGUAUUUUCUCUUUACAGAAUUGGUUUCAAAAUCGGCGAAGGAGAGAAGCACUUCUUAAAAGAAAUAAAACGGUCAAUAAAAUGCGGCGAAUGAGCAUACGCAAGAACGAUGAUGGUGUACCUUGCCUCGUUCCGAGAAAUGUUGACAUUAAAAUAUCUGAAGUACUGAAAUCGGAAACUAGACAGCUGAACUAUCAAAACAAUUUGUCCGGUUUUGUUGUCACUCAAGAUGAAAAUG